Schistosoma mattheei is the source of this 822-nucleotide messenger RNA. The record is from the annotation of a GenBank genome assembly. Lineage: Eukaryota; Metazoa; Platyhelminthes; Trematoda; Strigeidida; Schistosomatidae.
AUGUUCGUUGCAAGAAGUCAUACAUUAUUAUUCACUGUAAACUUUAUUACAUCAAUUAUUUGCAUAUUAAUAAUAUCUGGAUCUGGAUUGUUUAUGUUAUCAGAAGAAGCUAAUUUUAUGAUAUUACGUAAAACAAUAAAAUUAUUUGUAAAACAUGUUGUUCCACCAAGUUCAAAUUAUGGUAGUGGUGUUGGAAAGUUGAUUAUGACAAUUACACUAUUUACAUUCAGUUUAGGCAAUUUAAUAAUUUGCAUUAUUGGAUUCAUUGCUGUAUGGAAUCAAAAAUCUUCUUUGUUAAGGAUGUAUCAAAUCAUGCUAGGAUUCCUUCUUCUUGGACAUUUAAUGCUAAUCGUUGGAUACUAUUUCAGUAAACAAACUAUUGAAGAUCAUUUGAAAGAUUUUCUGAGAGGUUUAAUGACAGAAUAUGUAUCACUGAGAAGUGGAACUCCGGCAAGCUUAUUUACUGCCAGUGUAAUGGUUAUGUUAAAUUGUUGUGGAGCUACAUAUCGUCAGUUUGAUUGGAGAUAUGCAAACUUUGAUCCAGUUGAUACUUACGAUAACAUACUUUAUCAUGGUAUAAAUCAACCUAUACCAUGUUGUAAAAUGAAUGAUCAGUUAGAAAUAAUCAACAUUACAUGUCCAUUUGAAUAUACAAAAUACAAUAGUAAUAUUGAAAUUGGUUGUGAUAAACCAUUCGCAGAAGAAAUAACAUUAUAUUUAAAUACAAUAGUACUUGGAAGUAUUUCAGUUUUAUUAAUUAAUGUAAUCAUGUUAUGUAUUGGAGUGAAAGCAAUUAAAGAUUUCAAUCCUAUUAACUUAUAA